AUGCCUCUUCCGGAGCACAAAAAGAUGAACUUCCCGCCAUUUCGCCUCACACAGGCAAGCACCCGGGCGACCUCGACGAGUUCGACGACUUCGACUCCUUCGGACUCUGGUUACUCUGGAUCUGAGUCCUACAGGGAAUCUUCUGUCAAUAGCACUACCACCAGUUACACCAGCGAAGCCGGCCCUUCCAAUCGAGCCUUAGGCCGUACCCGAUCUCAGACCCUGAUGCCUCCCCCGCCCAACCUUCCUUUACGACCUACUCCUGCAAACAAGAGGAAGGCGUCAGCUACCACCCCAUCUACCCCAGCAAACAAACGUCCCAAACAUAUUCCCAUCGAUCCUCAACUCACCGAUACCCAAAAGACCAAAUACGAGAGAUAUGACGCUCUGAAAGCCCCGGACGGAACGACUGCCGAGGACUACAUCGUCUCGUGGCUCGCAGACGGACAGAACUGGGAGGUCUACAAGGGAAAGUCUGAGGCAGGGAGGAACGAGGUGGCGAGAGGGAUAUACAAAGGUAUGCUCGAUGCUGGUAUCGAGCAUAACAGGACGGAUACCAAGCCGUUGAUCCAGAAGAUCGCCCGUAUUCACUCGAGCUGGACACGGGCACAUCAAGAUCUUUACAAGACAGGAAACGGUAGCCUCGAAGGCGAAGAGAACGCUGGAUUCGCCGCUAAAUUCCGCACGAAAAACCCCCAUUACGAGACCCUCCUGCCUGUCUUCGGUUCUCGAGUCGGAUCUCGACCUUCCCUGAUCCUCGACUCCCACAAGAGCGACACUCGUUCUCUCGAGGAUCAACUCGGUGUCGACGGUCGCCAACAACAAGAUACCCCGGUCCGAGAACUUGAUGAGUCGCAAGCCGGUACUCCGGCUCGAGCUCCGAGUUCCUCGUUGCCACCUCAUACCCCCACCCCCCGCCGCUUCGAAGAUAUUGCCAACGCCUUCACUUCCGUUGAACACGACGAGAACGAUCCCGAGUACAGAGAAAUGAUGGACAACGACGAUUACGAUCUUGGCGGGAGAGCGAUCUCCCCCCGCGUCUCCAUCCUAGCCCCCGUCAACCGCACCUUGGAGUCCUCCAGCUCGUCCAACACCGUCGCCAGCCGAACUAUCCCUGACACUCCAGGAUCUCGAGGCAAAGGAAAACGCAAGGGCAAGGAUAUGACGGAUGCUGGAGAUGAUGCGAUGGCGAAGAUCGCGGAGGCGAUUGCAGAGACUAGCAGGAAUCAGGCAGCGGGAGCGGAGGUAGACAAGGCGUACAAGGAGGCGUUGUUGGAGUCUGCGAAGCAAGAGGCGCAAGUCAGGGAGAGAGCUAUGCGUCUCGAUGAACAGAAGUGGGAGGAGGAGAAGAGGGAUCGAGAGCUGAGGAGAGAGAUGGACCGCAAGAAGGGUGAUGAUGAGGAGCUUGCCAGGGAGCAUACGAAGAAGAUGAGGCAGAUCGAAAUGUUCGCGAGGUUGAGGGAGGCGGGAGUUGAACCCAAGGAAGCUAAGAGGAUCGCUGGUAUGCCCGAGGAUUAA
Messenger RNA from Filobasidium floriforme, 1518 nucleotides. RefSeq lists its product as uncharacterized. The coding region runs from base 1 to 1518 and encodes 505 amino acids. The transcript is spliced from 2 exons. Lineage: Eukaryota; Fungi; Basidiomycota; Tremellomycetes; Filobasidiales; Filobasidiaceae. The record is from RefSeq and is a predicted model, not a curated record.